This is a messenger RNA of Aureobasidium musti, 1785 nucleotides long. The record is from the annotation of a GenBank genome assembly. NCBI's taxonomy places the organism in Eukaryota, Fungi, Ascomycota, Dothideomycetes, Dothideales, Saccotheciaceae.
AUGCAAACGAUCAACAGCAUCUACGAGGUGAACACACCCAAAGUCCAACCAUCUCUGUUUCACGGACCGGCAGAUCCUCCCUUGGUGACAGUGACAUUAGGAGAAUUUCUAGAUGUCCAAUGCGAACGUUAUGGAGAGCGUGAAGCACUUGUCUUUCCAUGGACUGGGACACGAUGGACAUACAAUGACUUGACAGAAGAGAGCUCAAAGCUUGCCAGAUAUCUCUACUCAAGAGGUAUCCGUCCAGGAGAUCGGAUAGCUAUUCUUGCUGGUAACAGAGUUGAGUACGCCUCGGUCUUCUUCGCGUGUAUGCGUAUUGGCGCUGUGCUGGUCAUCUUGAACAAUACGUACACUACUCCUGAGGCAGAGUAUGCCCUCAGUUACACAGGUGAGCACUUGAUACGUCCCAUUCUGAAUACCACAUCGUUGACAGUUUGGCANGACUGCAGGAUCCUUUUCGCGACACCGACCAUUGGCAAACACAUCGACAAUUCGACCAUGCUUAGGCAGUUCUCCAAUAGCCCAGACAAGUUGCCAGCAUUACAGCAGAUUAUCAUUCUGGCAGAUGAGCUCGACAACCUAUUGCGUUAUAGGGACGCUAUCGAGAUCGGCUCACGCCUGCCCCAUGAUCCAGUCAAGACAACUCAGGAUGGUCUCUCGCCUUACGAGACAUGUAACCUGCAAUUCACGAGCGGCUCGACUGGUCAUCCCAAAGCAGCCAUGCUUACACACCACGGCCUGCUCAACAACUCCCGCUUCAUCGGUGAUCGCAUGAGUUUGACAGAAGAGGAUGUACUCUGCUGCCCACCGCCCAUGUUCCACUGCUUCGGUCUCGUACUAGGCAUGUUGGCUUGCUUGACACAUGGUGCAAAAAUUGUUUACCCCUCAGAGAUCUUCGACGGACCGGCUGUGUUGCAAGCCAUCACCAACGAAAGAUGCACCGCCAUUCACGGAGUGCCAGCCAUGUUUGAUACGCUGUUCAGCCUACCACGACCCGCAGGUUUCAACUGCGAUAGGCUACGAACAGGAAUCAUCGCAGGCGCCCCUGUACCACGUCACUUGAUGGAACUGCUAGUCAAUGAGUUCGGCAUGACAGAGUUCACAAGCAGCUAUGGUCUCACCGAGGCUUCGCCAACUUGCUUCAACGCCUUUGUCGACGACUCCAUUGAUCGUCGUCUCACGACAGUAGGCACCUUGAUGCCGCACGCCCACGCCAAGAUUGUUGACAAGCACAACCGUAUCGUGCCUGUUGGCACCCGUGGCGAACUCUGCAUUGCCGGAUAUCAACUCCAACAAGGCUACUUCCGCAAUCCUACAAAGACAGCCGAAGCCAUGGAGCGUGAUGCCGAUGGCGUACUUUGGCUACACACAGGCGAUGAAGCAGUGUUUGACCGUCACGGCUACUGCUCCAUCACCGGCCGCUUCAAGGAUAUCAUCAUUCGUGGCGGUGAGAACAUCUACCCACUUGAGAUCGAAGAACGCUUGAUCAAACACGAUGCAGUCGAGCGUGCUAUUGUUGUCGGUCUACCACACUCCAAAUAUGGUGAAGUGGUUGCUGCAUUCUUGCAACGUGUUGCUGGUGCUACCAAGCCCAGCGAUGAGGAAAUUCGUGAAUGGACCAGACAGACUUUGGGCAGACACAAAGCACCUGCUCGUGUCUUCUGGCUUGGUGAGGGUGGGGUCACGGAUCAGAUCCCCAUCACAGGCAGUGGCAAGAUCAAGAAGUUUGAGAUGAGGAAGAUUGGAAAGGAGCUAUUGGCUUCCAUGCCGAAGGCUAAGCUUUGA